This is a messenger RNA of Suillus clintonianus, 1936 nucleotides long. RefSeq lists its product as uncharacterized. Gene Ontology annotation, molecular function: protein binding. NCBI's taxonomy places the organism in Eukaryota, Fungi, Basidiomycota, Agaricomycetes, Boletales, Suillaceae. The transcript is spliced from 3 exons. Bases 377 to 1762 code for a protein of 461 amino acids. The record is from RefSeq and is a predicted model, not a curated record.
UUGGAUUUAGUCAAGCGUGCGCUACGUCCAGCGACGACAACGUGCGCUACUAUUGUUUCUCGCUUACCUAUUGUCUCGAUCAUAUGGUCUGUCUUUCGUAUUACUUAUGUCGGCUGAAUCUUUUGUCUGCUUAGACCCUAUCUCUACGAACAAGAGCAUUCGUUCUUACUUAUACUCGCAGUAUCGAGCUCGUAUACCUCAGACGCAUCCGCGUGCACGAUCUGAGGUAAGACAUUUAGUUUCCACUUACAUUCACCUAUACUUACUUUGUGUUAGCUAUCUACUUGAUAUAGAUCCACGCGAAACGAGUUCAUAACUUGCACAAUACUACCUCGUAUCAACACUCCCUUGCGUUGGUCCAGACGAGUCGCAAAAAAUGUCGCAAACGUCACAAUCUGAGUGUUUCAUCCACUCGCUUCCCACAGAGACGGUGUGCAACAUCCUCAAGACUUUACUUUAUGACAUUAUCGAAGAUGAUAUGAUAAGAACUCCUGAAGCCAAGCACCGGGUUCUGGCAGGAGGACUACCGUUCCUUCACACCAUGGCAUUGGUGUGCAGACAUUGGCGAGACAUCGUGUCUUCUACACCCGAGUUGUGGACUCGGAUCUUUUGCGUUUUUCCCCAGGAGGAGCUCCGGUGGAUGAAAUCCCAACUCAAGAAGACCGUCAGAUACCCAAUCCAUCUGACCGUAAUUCUGAAUCACUACCCUGAUGAUGCCGUAGACUGGGUCUGUCGUGUUUUCCGCGUCAUUGCACGGAAUCUUCAAAGACUGAAGAGCCUUAGAAUAUCCAAGUUCUAUGAGGAAUACCAGUCGUACGACACGCGGCCGCAUCGCCACCUCGACAAACUAAAAGGAUAUGCGCCCCAACUCGAGUUUUUACGAUUCACAGAUGGAGGGAGAGAUGCCAAUCGUCAUUUCAACCAACCGUGUUUGAAAUUGGACUGUCCAGCCCUUAGGACACUUCAUAUCGACACGAACGCGAUUUGCGGCUCGGAUCAACGGUGGAUGCACGAAAUUCUGACACAUAUUGAAAACAUGAUCAUAUCAUAUGAAUCCGAUCCUCUAGCCUAUGGAUAUUCAAAUGAGACGCUUGCUCGGGCGUUGAAGGCAGUAUCGCGGCCAAUACCUUGCCUCACUCUCGAUAACUGGAAUCUGAGAUCGCUUUUCGGCCGCCAAGUCGACUACAAAAUUGUGGCAGAGAAAGUGAUCCUGCGCACACGCUUUGAUGCUUUGACCGUGCUCGAUAACGAUUGCCAGACGAUUGUUCUUCACCAAUGCAAUACUAUCCGUGAUCUUCAUGGCAUACCGUUACCUUCCUUCAAUUCUCUAGAGUUGAAUGGGUGCUCUAGCAAAGAUCUGCAGCAUAUCCCUAGGGUCUGCAAAUGGGACGGUACUACGGUGACCAUCACGAACAGCCACUUCUCCUGCAUAGAGAUCAUCCUAUACUUCCUCGGUGCACCUUUCAAAAGCCAGAGUUGCUCCCUGUGGCCCCGUGUCACCACACUCAAGCUCGUAGCCGAAGGCGAUUUUGACAUGGAGUUGCUGUUGACAACAUUGCAGGCAAUGAUCAGCAGCCGGAGGGAGGCUGCGGGGCAGGAGAACCUAGGGAAGGACGAGGAGGAGCUGAAUAGCAUGAGAUUCGAAGGCGUGCGUCCGAUUAUGGUACUUCAUGUGCACGGCGGACAACGUCUGUCGCACAAGGAGAAGGUGUGGUUUGAGGAACGGGUGAGGGACUUUGUGUGGGAUCACGAGAAAAUGUGAAGGAGCAGUUGAUAUGCCUGGAUUGGUCUAAAGAAAUGUACAUGUUAUCUAUCGUUUGCGUUCGGUCAUUAUUCUAGGUGUAACCGCACAUAAAUGUCCUAGCUCCGUCCUGGACGUUCUAAAUUUGGAGUAAUCCCUUGCUACUUAGGCUUGAGUUGGCCGGACAGCCUCUAA